AUGGGUAUCCUCGGCCACCACAAUCUCCAGCCGUUUCUCGAGCCUAUCGCCAUUUUCGACCAAUUCGUGGCGAAAGAGCCCCAGACGCUUGUUAUGAAAGAAAAAGUCUUGUCUGUCUCUGGCGAUAGCUUCGAGGUCAAAUUGGCCAAUGGACAGUCGCUGCUGAAAGUGCAUGGAGCUUGGGUCUCGAUAUCUGGUCGCAAGAAGGUUGAAGACAUUCACGGAAAGCACCUCUUUGAUAUUGUCAAGGAGCAUCUGCACCUACACACAACUUAUGCGAUCGAAGACUCGCAUCGCAAGAAGAUCGCUGAGGUUAAGAACAAUCUCUCCGUGCUUGGCUCCAAAGCAACCGCCACUUUCACAGAUUCGCAGGGCAAAGCUGUGACAUUGAGAAUGAAGGGAGGCUGGUUUGAUCAUAGUGCCGACAUUGUAGAUGAAAAAACCGGCAAUCCAGUCGCUCGCAUUGAUCGGAAGUUGCUAAGCGGCCGGGACCUUAUAUUUGGCCAGCAAACGUAUGCCGUCGUCGUGGCGCCUGGUGUCGACGCGGCAUUGAUCGCUGCCUUGUGUAUUUGCUUCGAUGAAAAGAACAAUGAGCCAUCUAGCUAG
Messenger RNA from Penicillium cataractarum, 606 nucleotides. Its product is annotated as LURP-one-related/scramblase family protein. NCBI's taxonomy places the organism in Eukaryota, Fungi, Ascomycota, Eurotiomycetes, Eurotiales, Aspergillaceae. The transcript is spliced from 2 exons. The record is from RefSeq and is a predicted model, not a curated record. The coding region runs from base 1 to 606 and encodes 201 amino acids.